Metarhizium album ARSEF 1941 is the source of this 2334-nucleotide messenger RNA. RefSeq lists its product as uncharacterized. NCBI's taxonomy places the organism in Eukaryota, Fungi, Ascomycota, Sordariomycetes, Hypocreales, Clavicipitaceae. The record is from RefSeq and is a predicted model, not a curated record. Bases 1 to 2334 code for a protein of 777 amino acids. The transcript has 2 exons.
AUGUUAUCUCGGCUGAGACCGAGAUCGGUCUUCUUCAUCACCUUGGCCGCACUAUCGUGUUACUUUUUAGUCUUCAGCGGUCCUUCACCAAGUCUGCACAUUGUCCCUUACUCCAAGGGCGGAAGUACAGGCAAGCAAGGCUCGGCCCGUGACGCGAAAAACAACCACAACGACGAAAAGCCGCUUACCAGACCCAAGCCGGACGAUAUCACUCUCAAGCCUGACCCUGGCCAUCACCAUGAGGAGCCUACUGGUACUCGUGCGGGUUGGGAAAUUGACAUUGAAGACCUGGCCUAUUGGUCCGACCCGGACGAUAAGGAGAGUAAUGACGACGUCCUACCUGGCUAUGAAACCGACGGUACAGAUAGAGAUGCUGGCGACAUCGCCAGACUUCAACAUGAGAAAGAUUUGCGAAAGAUGUGGCGUUAUGCUUACAAAACCACUUCAAAACUCGCAAACUCCAACCUGAUUUAUGGUAACACACUUAACGAGCUGGUCCUCAAAGACAAUCGGACCGAAGAACAAGCCAAGUGCCUUCGUGAGGAUCCGAAUGUCAAGUUUUCGUUGAAUGACGACCAACCGGUGCGAUUCAGUCCGUAUCCUGACUACAACGGCGACGAAUGGAAGAAGAAUGGCCACGCUCCUUAUGUGCCCUGCAAGGGUCCCACCGGCGAAUUUGUCGAAGACUUGCUCGUUUUCCGCGGUCGCCCAGCGAGGUGGCCUGAGACAAAGUUCGGCGAUUACGACUUGUUUGGUAUUGACCCCAACUUGUGCUGGGAGCGUGAUUCCCGCCUUGGACAGUACGGGCUCUGGGAAAUGAAAAAGAAGGUUGGGGGGUCGUACAAAACCAUUGACUGGGAUAAUGUCAACUGGGGUGAAUUACAGAAGAGCUGUUUGAAGCACAACGCCAACCGCUUCGACAUGACCAUGAGCAAGAAGAAUCCUUAUCUUGACAACUACUCCGAGAAUCGCCAGCCUACCAUUCCACCAUUGGCACAAAAGACUACCAAUUCUGAGCAUGGAGAGACAGGCACCCCUAAGAUUAAAGGGCGAUCCGUUGCCUCAAAAGGGGCCCAAACCACCAAGGAGUCUCGAACGGCCCUCCUGCUUAGAUCGUACACUGGCAUGAAGUACUCUGACAACGACAGACAAGUCAUUCGUGCCCUGAUUAGCGAACUCAGUCUCAAGACUGGUGGGCAGUAUGAGGUCUUCCUCCUGGUUCAUUCCAAGAAUCAAAGUCUUGCCAUUUUUGAUGACGAUGAGCUGUAUCAGACCGUGCUCAAAGAAAAUGUGCCUGCCGAAUUCCACGGCAUCACUGUACUGUGGAACGACCAUCAGGUCUGGGAUGUGUACACCGAGUUGAAAGACGAGUAUGCGCGAGCUGUCCACAGCGCUCAGUGGCUUUCGGUACAGAAGUUCAGUCAGGACCACCCACAAUUCGAUUACAUUUGGAACUGGGAAAUGGAUUUCCGAUACACGGGGCAUCACUACGACCUUCUCGAGAAGCUGUCGGCAUUUGCGAAGAAGCAGCCUCGUAAAUAUCUGUGGGAGAGAAACGAGCGCUACUACAUCCCCGAGUAUCACGGCGACUAUGACACCUCCUUCCGCGAAGAUGUCGCAAAGAAGCGAGGUAAUAAGACGGUUUGGGGCCCUCCUAAACUGCCCUUCGUCAGGCCUGUCGGCCCCAGACCCCCAGUGGCAUCUCAUGAAGAGGAUGACUAUGAAUGGGGUGUCGGCGAAGAAGCCGAUUUCAUUAGUGUUGGCCCCAUUUUUGAUCCUGUUGAUAGCCAGUGGAUUAUUUCAAACCAUGUCUGGGGCUAUAGCGACGAAAAGCACAAGUCUGCCGACCUGCCUCGACGCACGACCAUUGUCACCCAGUCCCGAGUCUCAAAACGUCUCCUCGACAUCAUGCAUGUUGAGAACCUGCGUGGUCAGCAUGUCGCUUCUGAGAUGACGGCGCAGACGGUUGCAUUGCUUCACGGCCUGAAGACUGUCUUCGCUCCUCAUCCAGUUUUUAUGGAUCGAGAUUGGAAGGGAGGCUUCCUCAACAACUGGUUCAACCCUGGACCCGAUGGCGAAUCUGGGGGCCGUGGAUCACCGUUUGGCUGGGGAAGAGAGCGUCGCUUCCAAGGUACCACCUGGUAUUAUCGUGCCGAGCCGCCAAACAGACUCUACAACAACUGGAUGGGCUGGGUUGACACAGGCGUUGGCGGGAUGGAGUGGGAGAAGAAACAUGGACGUCCCUGCUUGCCAUCGGUCAUGCUGCACCCCAUCAAGAACACACAACCCACCAAGUCAGAUCACGAGUCUGGAUUUGAGCUGGCUUUUGGCUAA